AAGAGCACAAGAUGACGUCAGGCCUCCUCUGCCUCCUAACCCUUCCAUUCGUCCUUGGCCGGACCCCAGGGGAUUUGGAGCCCCUGAUCCCAAGCACCCCCUCCAGUCCUUUCCCCGACUCUGUGUUGAGAUCCGGCUUCAACAACAGCUUUGGUCCCAGCCUUGGCUCCGAGUCUCAGUCGCUUUCCAAUUUCACCGGCUUCGAGGAUGACCGUGGCACCUGCCAGUGCUCCGUGACCCUUCCAGACACCGCCUUUCCCGUGCAGAGAGUGGAACGCUUGGAAGUCACGGCUCACGUUCUCUCCCAGAAGUUCGAGAAAGAGCUUUCUAAAGUGAGGGAGUAUGUCCAGUUAAUCAGCGUAUAUGAAAAGAAGCUCUCCAACCUAACCAUCCGAGUAGAGAUCAUGGAAAAGGAUACCAUUUCUUACACCGAACUGGACUUCGAGCUGAUCAAGAUAGAAGUGAAGGAGAUGGAGAAACUGAUCACACAGCUGAAGGGCAGCGUUGUUGGAAGCACAACUGUUGUCAACCAGCUGGAAGUGGAGAUAAGGAAUAUGACUCUCCUGGUAGAGAAGCUGGAGACGCUAGACAAAAACAACGUCCUUGCCAUUCGCCGGGAAAUCCUGGCUCUCAAGACCAGGCUGAAGGAAUGCGAAGCCUCUAAAGGUGAAAAUGUUCCUGCCGCCCCGCCUCCUCCUGCCCCUGGGAGCUGUGGGCACGGCGGUGUGGCGAAUAUCAGCAGGCCAAGUGUUGUUCAGCUCAACUGGAGAGGGUUUUCCUAUAAGUAUGGUGCCUGGGGUCGGGAUUACUCUCCCCAGCAUCCAGAAGGGGGGCUGUACUGGGUGGCCCCUUUGAAUACAGAUGGGAGACGUCUGGAGUAUUACAGACUCCACAAUACACUGGAUGAUUUGCUCUUGUACACAAAUGCCCGAGAUCAGGAGCUCUACUAUGGCCAAGGCGCUGGUAUCGUGGUUUAUAACAACUACAUGUACGUCAACUGGUACAACACCAGAAGCAUUGCCAAAAUUAACCUGAAUAACAACAAGGCUGAAGUGACUCAGAUUCUCCCCGAUGCUGCCUAUAAUAACCGCUUUUCGUAUGCUAAUGUUGAUUGGCAAGAUAUUGACUUGGCUGUGGAUGAGAAUGGCUUGUGGGUGAUUUAUUCAACUGAAGCCAGCACCGGUAACAUGGUGAUUAGUCAGCUCAACGACACCACACUCUUGGUGCUGAACACUUGGUACACCAGGCAGUAUAAGCCAUCUGUCUCCAAUGCCUUCAUGGUAUGUGGGGUUCUGUACGCCACUCGCACUCUGAACACCAGAGAAGAAGAGAUUUUCUACUACUAUGACACAAACACAGGCAAAGAGGGCAGGCUAGGUAUUACCUUGCGUAAGGUGCAGGAAAGAAUACAGAGCAUUAACUAUCACCCUUUUGAGCAGAAACUUUUUGUCUAUAAUGAUGGUUACCUUCUGAAUUAUGAUCUGAUCUUUAACCAGGAACCCAAGUAAAUGGGUGAGGUUCAGAGAGGCAGAGAAUGUUCUU
Messenger RNA from Mustela erminea (ermine), 1542 nucleotides. RefSeq names its product olfactomedin 4 (gene OLFM4). Bases 12 to 1508 code for a protein of 498 amino acids. The transcript has 5 exons. Gene Ontology annotation, biological process: signal transduction. Lineage: Eukaryota; Metazoa; Chordata; Mammalia; Carnivora; Mustelidae. The record is from RefSeq and is a predicted model, not a curated record.